AUGGCGCGGUACACUACGGAGCUGAUGGACUACCACGAACAAGAAGAACAUCAGCAUGACGGCGAAACCAAACAAGAGCACGGCCGGCCGCCGACGCAGGAAAGAAAAGACCGGGGAAAAGCGAUGCUGGACUUCAAGCGCCAAAAGCUUGAAGAAAUCUCAAAGCUCAGAAGAGAGGAGGUGGAGCUGAAGAAGCUAGAACUUGUCGAGAAGGCGCAACAAACAGAUCGAGCACACGAGAUCAGGAUGCGUGAAAUAUAA
This is a messenger RNA of Phytophthora infestans T30-4, 261 nucleotides long. RefSeq lists its product as uncharacterized. The record is from RefSeq and is a predicted model, not a curated record. Lineage: Eukaryota; Oomycota; Peronosporomycetes; Peronosporales; Peronosporaceae. The transcript is spliced from 2 exons. The coding region runs from base 1 to 261 and encodes 86 amino acids.